CCACUUCCCUUUCGCUCUCUCUACUCUCUCUCUCACACAGAGUAUCUCUCCUCCACUCGAUAUGGAUACCCUCCUCCUCCACUGCCCAUCCAUGACCAAGCGCCCCUGUUGCUCCUCCCCCUCAAACCCUAGGGUUUCCAAACUCGACCGCAUGGACCGCCUCCUCGAAUCGUUUCUGGAUCUCUCCGAUUCCUCCACUCUCUCUCUGGACCUCUCCUUCGAUCGCCUUCUCGAAUCUAGGGCUUGCGAUUCGGACCAGAACGACAUGAUCGAGCGUGCACUCAGGCUUGGCUCUGUCCUUCUCGAAGCAGGCAAAAGAUCUGCCAGAAAGCGCGCCUCCAUGCAUAACGCCGUCGUUUGGGCCUUAUCUCCUGAUCUCACUAUCAAAGUUUUUUCAAUGCUUGAUACGCAGAGUGUAUGCUAUGCUGCAGCUACAUGUUCUCUUUUCCAGAAGUGUGCCAUGGAUCCUUCUUGUUAUGCCGAUAUAGACUUGAGAACAGUAGUCCCAAAGGUCAAUAAUGUGGUUGUAUCUACCAUGGUUCAACGAGCUGGGAAAUCUCUUCAAUCUCUGAAGCUUGGUAUAGUGCCUGGCCCAACCGCGUCACCUGGAUCAUCUCAACCAUUAGUUUAUACUAUAAGGAACUCUGCAGAUGCAUCAGGAUUUUCAUGGAAUGAUAAGAGAUCUAGACAAGGAAAGGAGUCAUCUAUUCUUACAAGGUCCUGCUUGAAUCCUUUGGGUGGUGAUAAUGGUGCUCCAGGGUUUCUUUUGAGGAGAUUGCACCUUUACAACAUCGAAAGAAUGGAUAACGCAGCACUUUGUGCAGCAUUAUCAUUCUGCCCGUCUCUCCUUGAUUUAGAAAUUGUUGGACUUCAUGUUGAAUUGAGGCAAACAUUGGAGUCAGUGAGCAGGCACUGUCACUUGAUAGAGCGCUUGUUUUUUGAAUCUUCUAAAACAGGUAGAGAUGACAGUCUGAAACUGCCAACCUGUAGUGAUCUAGUGAACAAUUGUCCUCAUAUAACUUCAUUGGCACUCAGAGGAUUUAAGUUGCAUGACUACAAAGCCCGUGUGCUUGUCAAGGGAUUUCGUAAACUGAAAUAUAUGGACUUUUCAACAUCUUACUCAAUAACUGGUGCCUUUCUAAGAAACCUUGGGGGCAGUGCAGGUGGGAAUCUGCUGGAGGUACUGAUUUUGCGGGAUUGUAUGCAUCUCAAAGAAUUGGAAGUUGCUCGCUCUUUGACAGCAGUUAUUGCAGGAGAUUUCAAGCUCCUUAGACAUCUUGACAUAUCCAACAGGGAAGGUCUAGCGUCUGAAGGUGACUGGUACAAUAGAUGUUACAAUUUAAGUAAUAUUCCCGUAAAGCAAUUGUUGGAGGAAAGGCCCGACUUCUGCUUGCUGGCUGAGUUUCCUGCAGAAGGAAGUUUCGUCGAAAUUGAACAAAUGAUUGGCAGUGAUAUAAACAGUGAUAUCAGCUUGCCAUCACCGCUAAGUAGCCACACGUCAGAUGGAUCAUUGUUCAUUUCUUCAUCAGAGAGCAACUAUAGUAGUGAUCAGGGUAGUGGUAACGAGGAUAGCCGAGAUCACAGCUUUGUAGUUUAUGAGGAAAGCUCAGACGAGGUGGAUAUUAUGCCUGGUUAAGAGAAACACCUAGCACCGCAAGAACAAGAAUUUGCAGCCACUAAACGAAUUUGGGACGAGAUGUUUUUGUGGAGGUCACGCUGAAAUAAGAUUGUGGUAUGUUAAGCUUAUGUUCACCUUGACGUGCAAUCUAAUGCAUACCCUUGGAGCAGAAGAUGACCGGAAAACUUCGCAAGUGCAGAGAUAUCGCAGUUUGGUUUUUUAGUCGAGAGCAUGUUUUUCAUUGUACUGCUUGCCUAGAGAGAGAUACAACUGAUGGAGCAGCAAUGGGAGGGGUCCUUUUAUUCACCCUUUCUAGCACCAGCCGUUACCUUGUUUCCAUUCAGUUUCAUUGAAGGCCAUUAUAUUUUUCAGUUCAUUUUUUAUUAUAACUGCAGCUGUAUAACUGUGUAAGUAUCUUUCUGUGGAUUUCUGAAUUUAUUUUAUUUUAUUUCAAAUGGUCGCUUUCACCA
Molecule: messenger RNA, 2088 nt
Organism: Cornus florida
Lineage: Eukaryota; Viridiplantae; Streptophyta; Magnoliopsida; Cornales; Cornaceae
Product: F-box protein SKIP17-like
Exons: 13
Coding region: 62-1636 (524 amino acids)
Molecular function (GO): protein binding
Source: RefSeq, a predicted model, not a curated record